GUGGAACUGCUGAUCAUACAGGCUUGGAGGACUAACGUGGAGGGCGAUCUUUUUGGAUUUCUCUUUGGAUCGGUACAGCCGGGGCGCCGCCAGUUGAUUGCCCAGAUGCUCAUCGCGCCGAUCGUGCAAUUAGCGGACGAUCUCUCGCCCGACAUCUAUUCGCAGAGUGACGACAGUCCUGCUCCGCAUGUUCUCGAGCGGUCAUUGGAUCCGUACCUUCAGUGGACUGCGUGCUUGGAGGAGCCCAGGGACGAAGAUACGCUGCCGUCGCGCCAGGAGUAUCUGAAGCCGUACGAUAUCAUCCCUCACGCCUUCUAUCCGAGGGCGGAGGAAGUAGUGAUCGACGACGACGACGACGAAGAGGACGAAGACGAGGAAACAUCGGAGGAGGGAAGCUAUAACGAAUAUAGCGAGGGAGAGUUGAGUGAAGAAGAAGAGGAGGAAGACGACACUGGAUCAGAGUGGGAAGCCUUGCCAGAGGAAGCGACGUGCACGGGAACAGAGACGGAAGAUCCGGAAGCAGCGCGAAGAAAUUGCCACCGGGAAGCGCCAGCUGGAGUUUGCCAGCGGAGCCGGCUUGCGCAUCGGUAACAAUCCGACCAGAAAUCCGGAGCCGCCAAAGCCCGAAGAUGGCGACCCUCCAGCCGCCACCUCAAGUGCCGCGCGACGGAGACG
Molecule: messenger RNA, 675 nt
Organism: Chara braunii
Lineage: Eukaryota; Viridiplantae; Streptophyta; Charophyceae; Charales; Characeae
Source: the annotation of a GenBank genome assembly